Messenger RNA from Enterobius vermicularis (human pinworm), 1254 nucleotides. NCBI's taxonomy places the organism in Eukaryota, Metazoa, Nematoda, Chromadorea, Rhabditida, Oxyuridae. The record is from the annotation of a GenBank genome assembly.
AUGAAGAGCAACAGCGCAGCUUGGUUUUUGCCAUUGACUAGGGUAUCUACUGCGUUACGCGCUACUUCCAUGCGAGAUUUCACUUCUGGCGCUGCACUUGUCCACAAAGUUUCCGAAUCUGCUAUUCUUAUCGCACAUGAUUGCUCCGUGAAAGUAUUGACUUAUAAGGAAGAACAGUUAAAAGUUUUUACAAACGGUAAACGUAAGGAUGUGAUCGGGUUUUCGUCGCGACGUAGUGCAAAGAAGGCAAUAGAAAAGAUGAGCGGAAAACAAAUCGACGGUCAAACUGUGCAGGUGGCUGCAGCUGAAAAAGAAGAAUCUAAAUCAGAGUCGACGAAAGAGAAAGCAGAUCACCCGUCCGAAGAGAGAAGCAUUUCGCGUUCAAAAUCGCCUUCGUCUGCAUCAGAGGAAAAGGACAAGCAUGAAACCAAACAGUCUGAUGAAAGUGAUAAAAAGUCUGAUGUACAAGAAGAUAAACAAUCAUCGGAAAAUGGCGAUGCAGCACAUCCGGAAACAAAUGGCACUAGUCGUAAAAGGUUAGGGAACGACGACGACCGAAAUGAGGAUGAGGAGGAUGCAGGUGAUGAACCAGAAGUAAAGAAAAAGAAGCAAGAACAUAAAGAAGAUGCCGGAGAGUAUGUUGUUAUUCUUAUUUUACAACUGUUGAUUAAACUUGUUUUGGACGGGUGCUUAAUUGGGAUUUUAAAAAGUGCGCGCCGCGGUUGGGAUUGCAGUGUUUUGAGGUUUUUGGAAAAAGGGAGGAGGCGGGCUAUGUUAGUUGUGGGAGGGAUGUCUGCAUGUUUGGCGCUUUCGGGCGGGGCGUUUGAGUGGUUGGAAAAACUUGUUCUGGCGUUGCAUCAAACUUGGUCGUGGGGGGGGGGGGUUAUGUUUCGUGGCACGGGCAUUUGUGGUUUUCGUUUUGCUUGUGGAGCGGGUGUGUGUAGCGGCUUUGUUACCAUUUUUUGCAGUGGACAAGGACGUUUUGGUGACAUGUGUUUGCUGUUGGGCGCGGAGUGGCCGACCAUUGGCGAAGUCAUGACAGAUUUUGGUGGUGGACGACUCGGGCACCUUAUGGUCUUUGAGGGUUGCGGCUUUAACGGUGCUGUUGUGAGUGGUCGGUUGCUGCUACCGGAAAGUUUGGAACUUUUUCGUACGGGGAAGAUUUUGAAAACCGGAAUGAUGGAUGAGUUUAUAUCAGUUCGAGCAAUGGUCAAGAUUUGGCCAUUUGCUGCAACUGGUGUCGGACUCACUUAA